Molecule: messenger RNA, 292 nt
Organism: Ostreobium quekettii
Lineage: Eukaryota; Viridiplantae; Chlorophyta; Ulvophyceae; Bryopsidales; Ostreobiaceae
Source: the annotation of a GenBank genome assembly
AUGGUGCCCUCUGGUCCAGUUGUCCAGGACAACAGCACUGGAAAGCAGUCACAAACGAGGACAUACCAAGACCUGCUGAAGGAUCAUCAUGAUGAGGAGCAGUUUGAAUAUUACACCACUUCCCAACUGGUGGUAAUUGAUGCACGGUCUGGGGAGAUUCUGGCCAAGGCAGCACCAAGGAUGUACACGGGUGCUGUUGGAUCUCCAGACUCACGAUUUCUGCUUGUUUCUUGGAUGGAUCGCCCGUUCUCAUAUGAAACUCCAUGUGGCCGCUUUCCAAAGAAGGUAGGAG